Molecule: messenger RNA, 6336 nt
Organism: Bursaphelenchus xylophilus (pine wood nematode)
Lineage: Eukaryota; Metazoa; Nematoda; Chromadorea; Rhabditida; Aphelenchoididae
Source: the annotation of a GenBank genome assembly
AUGGUCAAGCUGAGUCCACAUUACUGUACUCCCUUACUGCUGGUUUUUAUGCGGAUGCUACUGUUGGCCGAGGCCGAAGAUACGGGACGAGGAGGGCAUGUCGAUCUGACGACGAUUAUGAGGAGAAACCGGUAUUACAAUAAUCACGCCGUCCCCACUGCUGGGCAAGGUGAGUUGGAAAGAAAGUUGGGCCUAGAAAUCGUAACAAAUUUUCAUAAUUACAAAAAAAAUUAAAUUUUGGGGCGUCGGAUUUUUUUGACAUUUCGAAAAAAUAAAAGUACACUUUUCUGAGAUCCUCGGAUUAUCCUUGGUGUUUGAAACCAUCAAUUUUUUUUUGAAAUGACUUAAAUUUUGAUAUUUUUGCAAAUUUUUUAUUUUUACGGUAACUUGGAAAAAUCGGAAAUUGUUUUUUUUAUAGAUUUUUAAAGUAAAUUUUGAAGGAAUAGUCAAAAAAAUCGUUUAGAUUUUUUUUUUUUAUUUUUUGAUCAAAUCUGGGAAAAAAAUUUAAAUAAAAUUUUUAAUUAAAGUUUUUGAAAAAAAAUAUGUGAUUUUUGUAGAAAUCGCAAAAAAAUCCCGUUACAAUUUCUCUUUUUUCAAAUUUGGAUUAGCCAUUUCAAAACACUUUUUUUGGCCUUUCACACUUUGUUCGCACUUAUGACAUAUUUUGAAUAAACAAACAACACUUCCCUAUUUUCCUCAGACCAAAAAGUCAUCCGAUUCGUUUUUGGGAACGUUUAAAAAAUGCAUAAUUGACUCAGAGAUCUUCUAUUUCACACCCUCAAGGCCAAUUUCCGGAGUAGAAUAAAAAAAAAAUUAUUUCCACGUCAUGGAGAGGAGCAUAAGUCAUCAAAAUGACUGAAUUCGGAGCUGUCUUUGCAUUAGAAAUCAUCUCCAGUUUCCAAUUCCAACAAUUAAAUUUCAAAAAAUGCCUAAAAGAAUUUAUUUUAGGCGACUUGAGACUGCAGAAACACGCAAAGAACAAAAAUUUGGAGCUUUAAAAAAUGUGCAAUACGAAAAAAUGUUGUCAUAAAAAUGAACAAUGCAUGUUUGUAAACGAUUUAUUUGCAGGCAAACCAACACGGGUCACAAUUCAAAUGUACAUUGAAGGAAUGUCCUCAUUCCGCGCUCAAACUAUGGUAAGUUUGGAUCGAAUACAUGGUAAAAUACAUAUGGCUAUGGUGUCAUAAAGACUCUAUUUCUUCAAAAAACAUUUAUUAGCUGCUCUCUGUGGAUUUACAGAGCUAAAAAGUCAAGGGCGGCUAGGAAUUAUACCUUGUUCUAGGCAGUUCCAAAAAUUGCUGAAAAAGCUGGACAAUGUAUCGUAUUUUACAUUUAUUUACCUUUCCGAAACUUUAAAAUUUUUCAAAUUCCAGGACUUUCAUAUCGACGUUUAUUUGCAAUUGCGCUGGAUAGACCAUCGGUUGGCUCACAAUGGCAGUAAUCGGAUCCUGGUCAAGGACCAGAACUUGUACGGAUUAAUAUGGCAUCCCGGUCAGUUUCCUUAAUCCUCAGUUGUAUUUAUUGCACUUUCAUGCAUGUCAAUGUAAUCUUUUUUUUAGAUUUAUACUUUGCGAAUGCUCGAACAGCCUCAUUUCAUGAUGUCACCUCUCCUAAUUUUUUGGUUUGGAUUUAUUCUAAUGGCACCGUAUUUUAUGAUGCUCGGUGAGCUCCAUUUGAGAUUUAAAGCAUAAAUAUUCUCGCUGUUAUGAUAUAAAAAGGUUUUUAGAAUAUCAAUGACGGUUAUUUGUAUGCUCCAUCUUGCCCGAUAUCCCUUGGACAGUCAGGGAUGUGCGCUGCGGAUAUUGUCGUGUAAGUGGAAGUACUCCAAGCUCAGAUUUUGAUAAAACUUGGCACAAAUUUAGAUCAUUUUUUCAUAAGAUAUAUGCGAGACUCCUAGCUCGCGCCUUGCAGAAACGACCAUAGAUUUCUUGGCCGAAAAUCGACACAAAGUUGAAAUUUUUUGGAGAAUUUUUGCGUGAAAAGUUUCGUACUUAUUUCUAUCGUAUAGGAUAAUGUUUUCACAAAAAAUCAAUUUUUUCUAUGCGAAGCUAGCAAAGAUACGGCCAAAAAGUGUUUCCUCUCUAACCGCACUCCACUUUUCGCCUACUCUCUCGGCAGCAAAAAUCGUUCAAAUUCUUGGGUUUCCCUGGAAAAUGAAAGCUAAAAUUUUCAGGCAUUGAUUUUUAGUCUAUGCAAAAAUUUUAAAAAAAUUUUGAGCGUCACACUUCAAAAAAAUUCCCAUUUUAAUUCCGAUUUCUUUUGUCAUCCUUUAGGUGACAAAUCAUAAUAAAAUAUAUGCAGACCCCAAACAUAUAGCUUUUUAGACCCCUACGACACCGAAUCUCUGAUCAUCGAAUGGAGCAGCUACGGAGUGAUGACGAAUCCAGAGAUUCGAAUGCCGGACAUGAAGUUGCGGACGAUCAUUCCGGCCGUCCGCAACGACAGUUACGCCAUGGGAAACUGGAGCUGCGCGACGGCAGAGUUCAUCGUAGACCGGCUCCUGAUGCAUCAUAUCAUCCAGACUUAUGUCCCGCAAAGUUUGAUCGUCGUCAUUUCUUGGAUUUCGUUCUGGCUGGAUGUGGAAGCCGUGCCAGGACGGGUCUCUUUGUCCAUUACUACGUAAGCCAGUUUGAGAGAAGUUUUUUGGGAAAAAAUAUUUCUUGAGAGUAGACCUAAAAGAGAUUGGAAUAGGACGGUAAAAUACGAUGAUUGGUUUUAGUGCAUUUUCAAGCAGCCUGAAGGAAAAUCGGAGGCUAUAACUUCCGGCGGAGGCGGCGUAGAGACUUCGUUUUUGGAACAUGUAUUUUUAGGCGACAUUAAUUUUUGUCUAUGAAAUAACAAGAUUUUAAAGUGAAAACUGAGGUUGCUACGGCCGUUUGAAGUAGGGCCCUUUUACCCUGAAAACAAAAAAAAAUAUUUUUGUAAUUCUUUUUGACAAAGUUUUCACCAUUGAACCUUUGUCACGACUUCGCGUGCGAAUUUGCAUAUUCCCACGGAAUGACCGACAAAUUGGUAUAAAAGGAAGAGAAAUCGCCAAUUAUUAUUGUAUUUUAUUUUGUGUCUGUUCUUUCCCGGUUGUAUUGUAUUCAAUAAACUGUCAUAUUUCUACUGUCUAUUGUUUGGUCGAUGCUAUUGUGAGUUCGUUUAUGAAGUUGUUGCCUAGGGCAUAGUUAGUUGUAUUGUCGAUUGUUUCUGUUGUCGUUGCAUAGGGCUUGGGAUCACAAAUAGCAGCUAUAGAUUAGGGACCCUUAUUACUUGACCCAGAUAUGUUUCCCAGAUAUUUUUACUUUCCAUAAAUAUUCAAAAACCUCCUCAAAACUGUGAUCCUCUCCGAUUUCCUCCAAAAACGAUUCUCUUUUAGACUCCUGACCUUAUCCACGCAGAGUUCGGCGGAGCGGAUGUCUCUCCCACAAGUAAGUCAAUAACAUUAUUAUCCGAUAUUCAAUUUCACUUUUUUUCGUAGAACCUUCGAGAUGUUCGGUCCGAAUUUAUUUCCGAUUUGCCCUGAGGCCAUGUUUCUUUAAAGCACUGUGUGAAACUUUUUUUGUCGCGAAAAAACUUUUAAUCGUCGAGAAAAAAAUAUUAGCACUUGUGAAUAUUGAACUUGGUUGCCUCAGGGUAUGGAGAAAAAAUGGAAGUAAUUGUCGGAAAAAUAUUUGAGAGAUAAAAAAAUACUUUUAGAAAAGAAUAUUUAAAAAAACUCUAAAAAUUUCAGGCCAGCUAUGUCAAAGCCUCCGACGUGUUUGGCGGCGCUUGUAUGGCCUUUGUGUUUCUGGCACUCAUCGAAUUUACAAUUGUAAAUUACUGCACCAGAAGGAAGAUCCAUGAGAAAAUGCCGGUCAAGGAUUGCCUCUCCGCACAGGCGAAGCGAAUGGCCGAGGAAUAUGUAAGCAAAAAAAUUAACUAGCUAAGUAAACAUGUCGUAUUUUACAAUAUUAUUUUUUCAUGGCUGAAAAAUUAGAAAAAUUACCAAAAAAUUUUUUUUUGCUUUUUUUGAUUUUUAAAAUGGCUUCCAAAGAGUUCAACAAAAUUUCGAAUAAAAAUAAAUUUUAUUUUAUUUUAUUUUUUUUUUUAUUUUUUUGAAUUUUUUGGCGAUAAAAACUCAAAAUUCCUCUGAGAUUGUAAGCUAAAUUUCAGCCAAACUUAUCACAAAAUAUUUUCAGCACCAGAAGAUGCGGAUAAAGCAGGACAUGCACAUGAGCCUACUGCCUCAAUCCGAACGCAACGGGAACGGCGUCGGCGCCAAUUUCUUCACACGAAUGGGCGACGAAUCCCCGAACGAGGCCAACAACAAUGAGAAGUCGAGCAUGUUCCGCAGGAGCAACGACCCGAUUAGUGGCUUCCCGUUGCCCUUCCCGACGCCCGGCUUCGGCAAGGAUGCGGUCAAGAUCAAUUACAAGAAAGCGCAAAGGUAAGUGGGCUAAUUGUAAGUUGGAAUUAGGGUUCAAACUACAGGGUGACCCAAAAUAACGGAGACAAAAGAUUUCCCGUUUUUUCUGCGACUUAUUAAGAUUCAUGAGUGACUCCUUAUUUAUAUUACAGUACCACGUUAGGGUAGUUUUAUUUACCGGUAGUUUUGUUGUACGACGCUCUUCUGUCUUGAACGACAUGAAUAUAUCCGGUUGACUCGGACCCUUCUGCCCGUGGGGUCUUUUUACAAGAAAGCUGCCUUACUCAAAAAAGAAAACUCGGGAUAGUUUGAGAUUUACAGUUAUUAAUUAUCAUAAUAAGACCUUUAAAAUGAGCUAUCAUACUAAGCUUAACUAUCGAUGGUUCAAAAGUUACAGCCGAGUAUUUUCAGGCACUUGAAGUGCAAAAAUCGGCCUUUUUUGAAAAUGUAAGCGCAACAAGGAGUUUAAAUGUUAGAUAAGGCAAAAUGUAAUAUGAGUUACUAGAACAUGAUUAAAGGAACACCACAAAAGCAAAAGAGAAAGAUUUUGUAACUGAUACGGAAUGCUAUUUGGUAAUCACUAGAAUUCUGCCUUAUUUUUGCCUUAGGCGGAAUACCGGUCGAGUCGGUGACACAUAAAGACCGAAAGUGCCCUAGGCUGAUGCUCAAGAGUCGUAUUCAUAAGUGUACAGGAGCAUAAUGCGCCAUUUUUAUCUAUCAUGUCAUUCUGUUAUCGAUAACCCAUCUUUCUCAAAGCCGCGUGCCACGAGGAAGUUCUGGGCAAUAAACUUGUUAAGGAAAAGCUGUUGCAACCAGCAAGCAAUCACAGAUUUUUUCAGAAUCAUUGUAUUUAUGAAUAGAACACGUACUAGCGGUUUUAGCUUAAUUCGAAAAAAACUGAAUUUUUUAUGGAAAAAAUUUGGGAAAAAUGGCGAUCUUCAAUGUUGAGAUCGGUACCACCGUAGAAAUAAAAACCGUAGCCCAAAACCCUACGCAACUGCUUUCUUAGGGACAUAGUAGUCUAACAAAACAAAAGAUCUUGCCAUUUCUGCGGCUGUAGUAAUGCCAGGCUUUACACAACACAAGGGAACCAAACUUGAAGGCCAAAAAAACGGCGCAAGGCAUAUUUGUUAAGCUGCAACUUUUUACUGCGACAUGAUGAUUCCCCCAAACUUUCGUGGAUUAUAGAGAAGGUGUUAUAGAAUAUUUCCCGCUGUCGCUUAUGUUUCUCUAACGCCCGGUUUUCGUGGUGGGACCUUCAAAAAUUUGUCUCCGUUAUUUUGGGUCACCCUGUAUAGAUGGAAAUUGAAAAAAAAAACUUCUGGCGUCUCUCCUCUUUUCCGUACUCUCUCGCAUAUCAAUUUGUGAAGGUUUUAGCUCACGCUUUGCAGGGGCAGCCGAGAUAUUCAAUGAUAUUCGAGAGAGCACGCGAAAUGCGGAGAGCGGUCAGAGAAAAAACUUUUUUUAGUUGUAUCUUUGCUAGUUUCGCAUAGAAAAAAAUUAUUUUUUGUGGAAAUAUUACUUUCUACAGUGGAAGUCAGCAUAAAAUUUUUUAUGACGAAAUUCGACAAAAAGUAUCAAAUUUUGGCUGACUUUUUGAUCUAAAAAUCCCGAUCAUUUUUGCAAAGCGCGAGCUGUAAUUCUCGCGUAUACCUUAUAAAAAAUUAACUUAAAUUUAUGCCAAGUUUCAUCAAAAUCUGAGCGUACUUACCCUGUAAAUUUACCUCAAAAACAUACCCAAAAUUCCGUUAAAAAUCGAAAGUAACCAUCCUAAUUCCAUAAAAAACAGCUACAACAUUCAUUUCAGACAACAACGAAUGGAGUUGAACCGCAAAGUUGCCCAGACGAUCGAUCUCCACUGCCGUUUCUGGUUCCCCUUCUCGUUCAUCAUGUUCAACAUUGUGUACUGGACGUAUUACCUCUACAUCAACCCCAAGGACAUUUAG